Messenger RNA from Protopolystoma xenopodis, 630 nucleotides. Lineage: Eukaryota; Metazoa; Platyhelminthes; Monogenea; Polystomatidea; Polystomatidae. The record is from the annotation of a GenBank genome assembly.
AUGGCAAGACUCACGGACGAUGCCGGCGAAACGUCUGUGAAUGUUCUGCGUCCAUGGUCCGGCUCUGAAAAUUAUCAUGCAUACAUUGGACUCCGGACUAGGUACGUUCCUCUAAGUCUCCCUACCAAUAUGACUAAGUUGCGAAAACAAGAUCAAACAACUCAUAUACACUUUUAUUUUGACCUUCUUCUGGCAACUUGGCCGGUGCCCCCGGGAGACCUUGUAGAGCUUAUCUAUUUAAUUUGCCUAUUUAUUUCUACUCGCAAGGGUGGCGAUGUAACUCUGCUGAAGCAAAUGGUCCAGAAGGGCAUGCUUGGUCGAAAGUCAGGUGCCGGUCUAUUUACUUAUGAUGGUCCCGGAGGCAAAAGUACCAGGUCUGUAAAUCCAGAGGCAUCAAGCAUGCUCGAACAAUUUCUUAUCCUCCCUAAGGUAGAGAACACUCCAGAGCAUGUACAGUUUCGCCUGCUUACCCGGUUUGUCAACGAGGCCGUACUAUGUUUGCAAGAUGGUAUACUCAUAAACGGGCCUGUCGAAGGUGAUAUUGGUGCAGUGUUUGGGCUUGGCUUUCCUCCUUAUCUUGGUGGUAAGUCUAAUUUAGGAUAUUGUGAAUGUCCGAUAAUGUUGAACUAG